Molecule: messenger RNA, 2592 nt
Organism: Cricetulus griseus (Chinese hamster)
Lineage: Eukaryota; Metazoa; Chordata; Mammalia; Rodentia; Cricetidae
Source: RefSeq, a predicted model, not a curated record
UCCUUCUUGCUGGGCUCCUGGGUCUUGUCAGCCUUGUUUGACCUCAUCCUUGUGGAAGCUGUGCAGUAUUCGUUUGGCAUCACUGUGGCCAGUAAUUUGCCUUCUGGAUUGUUUAUUUCGGAGUUCCUGAAGACAUGCCCAGCCUGCUGAGGCAGACAGGUGUACGUGUUUUGUCUGUUUUCCCCUUGAUAACAAACUGCAUUGGUUCUGUUAAGGAGAAGAACUGCCCACGGGUCAUCCUCUCAUGAUGAUGAAGAAGAGCUGGUACAUCUCAGAUGCUUCAGUGGCCAGUACAGUCCUUCUCCCAGGAGGCCCUUGAUAAGUAGACUUAGUGAUCCAACCAGGGGAGAUGUUUUCCCCAAGUUAUGCUGUGGCUCAAAAAUGGGUGUCUAGGAGUCACUGCCUAUCCCUGCUGGCAUCUGGAGUCCUGUUGCUAGAGCUCACAUCAGCUUCCUCAGGAUCAUUAUUCCUGAAAACCUGUCAGAAUGGGAUCCCGGGCACCACCAACACUCUUGCAACUGGCACUAGAGAGGCUGCUGAGGGAGGAGGCCUUGGUCAUCUCUGCUCUGGAGGACCUGCCCGUGGGGAUGUUCCCGGAGAUGUUUAAGAAAGCCUUCAAUGACAGACUUUCAAACAUCCUGAGGGCCAUGGUGCCUGCCUGGCCUUUCCCAUGCCUUCCUGCAGGAGGCCUGAUUUACAACCCCCACCUGGAGACUCUGAAAGGACUGCUUGAUGGACUAGAUGUGCUGAUUACAGAGAAGGUUCAUCCCAGGUCAAAACUCAGAGUGCUUGAUUUGAUAAACGUGAACCUAGACUUCUGGAGCCUUAAUGCUGGAAGCCAUAAAAGUGGCUGCUCCCCACAAUCCAUGAGGCAGCCGCAGUCAGUGGAGAUGUGUCCUAAUUCUGUGCAGAAGAAGCCUUUCACAGUAGUAACUGAACUUGAAAUCACGAAAGCCAGUUUCACUGAAUGUGACAUAUACUUGUUGCAGUGGGCCAAGCGGCAAAAAGCUUCUGUUCAUCUGUGCUGUAGAAAGCUGCAUAUUUGGGAUGCACCUGUCUUCACUGCCACACAGCUCUUCAACAUGGUGGAUGUAGGCUGUAUCCAGGAGCUGCGGUUGAGUCAGUGGUGUCUUCAGUACAUGGCACACAUUUUUCCUUACCUGGGGCAGAUGAGACAUCUCCGCACUCUCAUCCUAGAAAUAAUCCGGCAGCUUUUCACGUCUGACGCUGCUGCAGAGCCGGAAUGGAUAAGCCUGUUGCUUUCUCAGUUCUCCAAACUCCCCUGCCUGCAGAAUCUCUGUGUAAAUGACGUCUACUUUUUAACAGGCUGCCUUGAAGAGUGGCUCAGGUGCCUGAACAACCCCUUGGUGACCCUGUCAAUCACUUACUGCCGUCUCUCACAGUCAGACCUGCGUUACCUGAGCCAGUGCCUGGUCAUCUGUGAGCUCAAACAUCUGAACCUGAGUGGUGUAGAGCUAUCAAAUUCAUGCCCUAAGCUUCUUGGGGUUCUGCUUGAGAGACUCAAAAGUACCCUUCAAACCCUGGAAUUGGAGCAGUGCAACUUGAAGGACCCUCAUUUCAAUGCCAUCUUGCCUGCUCUGACCCAAUGCUCCCAGCUUACCAAGAUCAAUUUCUAUCGUAAUGAUAUCUCUCUGCUUGUCCUGAAGAACCUUCUACAUCACACAGCCAAGAUGAGAAGGCUGACCCAGGAGCUGUAUCCCGCCCCUCUGGAAUGCUAUGACUACUUUACAAUACUUAGAGACAAAUUUAUACAACUAUGUCCUGAACUGCUGGAUAUACUCAGGGUAGAAAGGCAGCCCAGGAAAGUCUCCUUUGCUACAAGAGCAUGUUUUGUCUGUUUUAAGUCCUGUUUCUACGACCAUAAGGCCAGACUUUGCCUUUGUUCAUAUGCAGGAUAAGGUUGCUUCUGAGAAUGCAAGCCUAGUGUGGGGAGUGUAUAUACACUGUGUACAUCUUGGAUUGCAUAUAAUAAAUGUGUUGAGUUUGGAAAAAAAAAAGGGUGUCUAAUGCUUUUAGACAGAUGUCAUGGUAAAGACAUCAAAUGAGAGCAGUCGACAGAAAGAGAUUGGUCAUCAGGCUCACCUCAAGGGGGCGACGGUGUUCACCAGGCUCACCUCAAGGGGGCAACGGUGUUCAUCAGGCUCACCACAAGGGGGCAACGGUGUUCACCAGGUUCACCUCAAGGGGGCGACGGUGUUCACCAGGCUCACCUCCAAGGGGGUGACAGUGUUGGGGGAUGGUUAGAUGGUCAUUAUGCUUUCCUCAAAGGGUGACAGUGUUUAUCAGGUUUUCUUAAAGGGGUGUUAGUGUUGGUUGUUUCCAGAGAAGUUGUUUGUAACUCAUUUCAUGUAAGAGUCGUCAGGCAGUUAGCUAGAUGUGGAACAGUUUCCAAGUCCUCAUUUUCAUGUUCGUCUCCUUUUUGGUGAUGGAUGCUGUCACAGCUAUCUGAUAGGACACUAUGCUUUUACAGAUGAUUGGUGACACUUGAACUUUUGACCUUUAACCUGAUUGGAAAUAUUGUUAAAAUUGAAAUUUUUUUGAAUAAAUGAAGAAAUAAAAUAGUAAAGAAUA